AUGGCAGCUAAGGAAGAGAAACGAGCCAUAAUCAAGGACGAGUAUGUAGCAGAAUACUAUCCAGAUAUACUCUCUAAUUAUUCAAAUUCUUCUGGAACUAUAUCGUACGAUACAAUUAUCACUCCUCGUCGAUUUGAAGAAAGGGAGAUACGAUAUGCUACCGAGGGAACUGCCGCGAAUGAUCGGCCAUACUACGCACAUGAAAUUGAGCUUCUGCCAGCUCCAGUGAAACCGGAGCCAGUUGAAUGGGACCUGCUUAAAAGGCUGAACAAGUUGCUGGAACAUAAGGAGAAAAACAAGAAAACUCUCGAAGUACAGAGAGCGGAAAAGGGUUCGUUGGAGCAGAGCAAAAAGGUGAUCGAACAAGCACUUCUGAGAUUUCUCGCCAAACCGACUGGAAUGGCUAUGAAUAUUUCUACUGUGCCCAACAGCAAACCAGCAAGACUUGCUAUCAAGGUAUGCCCAACAGAGCAUAUGCGAACCAAAUCGGCGCCGAUUAUAUCCAUGGAAACUCUAAUGAACGCGUUUCAUACGGAUCCAGAAUAUAUCACCGAGGCUGAACUAGUACGGGAACAAACAAGAUUGUUCAAGAAAAGAGUUCGAGAGAAACAACAAAAAGCAGAAGCCAUGGAGUCCACUCGGCCAACUUUUCCUAAGGAUCCUCCCGAGCACGAGUCGCGAUCUUAUGGACCAGCUGCUAUGUCGCAGAAAUUCAAUAGAUCUCUGAAGUAG
Cylicocyclus nassatus is the source of this 732-nucleotide messenger RNA. NCBI's taxonomy places the organism in Eukaryota, Metazoa, Nematoda, Chromadorea, Rhabditida, Strongylidae. The record is from the annotation of a GenBank genome assembly.